Molecule: messenger RNA, 1088 nt
Organism: Gekko japonicus
Lineage: Eukaryota; Metazoa; Chordata; Lepidosauria; Squamata; Gekkonidae
Gene: MEIKIN
Product: meiotic kinetochore factor
Exons: 12
Coding region: 1-1032 (343 amino acids)
Biological process (GO): meiotic sister chromatid cohesion, centromeric; homologous chromosome segregation; male meiosis chromosome segregation
Cellular component (GO): kinetochore
Source: RefSeq, a predicted model, not a curated record
AUGGUAGUUCCUGAUACUGUGGGCAGGAGGAAUGCCCCUCGGCAGUGCUUAAACCUGCUUUCCAAACGCAAGAGGCAGCUUUGUGCCAAAAGGCAGAUUGGAAGCAUCAAUGCAAAAACAUUACCAGCGAUUCAAGAAAACUCUAAGGUGGAUUGCUUUUCAGCUGAACAAAGUGUUAAACUGAAUUACAAUGAAAACACAGGCAUGAAUAUGAAUGAAAAUAUCAGUGAAAUGGACAGUGAUACAACUCAGGAUUUUCUGCAUUUGAACUCUGGAAGUAGAGAAAGCCUGGGAAGUAACGAGACUAGUUCAGGGAUGACCCUACCAACUGGUGUUUCAGACUUUCUGCUAGAGUGCUUGGAUUCUAGUAUAGAAGCUAAUACAGAAUCUGGUGAUAGAACAAAUAGUUACUCAUCGCCUGAAACAUUCAGGGAUGACAGUGAUUUAGAAGAAACCUGUUCUAGAUCCAAAGAAUACUUUGGAUGCAAGAACUCUACGCUCCUGAACACCAGCAAAGCCCUCAAUAUAGACAAGAUGCCACCAUUGCCAAGUUUUUCAAAAAUAUUUGGAAAUACUUUGGAAGGUCGAGAUGCAAGUGACACGCAGUUCAAGCAUAAACGGUGUUGUGAAUCAACAGAUGUGUCAACUACAGUAGCAGGGAAACAAGUGCACAAAAUCCUGUCAUCAAAGGAAAAAACACCAAAAUCAAAUCCUUCUGAAAUCUUGGUACUGCCCCCAAAACAAAACAAACAGCUCACCUUGUCAGUGCAGAAAGCUGCCGCCAAUGAAAAUUUUUCAAACACAACUAGCCUACAUCUGGGAGAAACUGUUCCGGCACCUCCAGAGAGCAGUAUUUUUCAGUAUCUGCAUCAUCCACCAGAAAUCUGCUGUAUCAUUAAAGCUUCACCAGAAUUUAGACUAAUGAAAGUUGUCCAGCAUCCACUGAGCAGACAAAUACUGUCCCCCCCACCAGGAGUAUCAACAGAUAUUAUUACCAGUGACAGAAACUGGAUCUACAGUAAUAACAGAUGAUCACUUCCCCUGUUGCUCAGGACAUGACAGGGAAAAAAAAGAUUGGAAGCAAGAAA